Molecule: messenger RNA, 2011 nt
Organism: Pseudophryne corroboree (corroboree frog)
Lineage: Eukaryota; Metazoa; Chordata; Amphibia; Anura; Myobatrachidae
Product: transmembrane protein 53-like
Exons: 3
Coding region: 79-1050 (323 amino acids)
Molecular function (GO): serine hydrolase activity
Source: RefSeq, a predicted model, not a curated record
GUAAGGUUGGUGCAGGAGAUUGGCAGACGCUCCCUCAGUGAAGGUCUGCUGCUUGUCCUCUGCAGUAACCGGCAGCGCAUGAUGUGUUGGGAAAGCUUGCUGUGCGCCCUGCGCUGUGCCGUCUGCCGCACCCUCUCCUUCUUCUAUACGGGUCAUUAUCUCCAUUAUCAGACCAGUACCAUACCUCGUGCUUUUGCUAUGAAUACAACUUCUGGAACUCUCUGUGAAGAUCAAACCCAGACUACCUCAAUGCUGCCUCCAAAUGUGAAGAGAUACUCCAACUUUGUAUCGCUGUACAUCAAUCCCUCGCACUCUGUAAGCUGUCUGUCCUCCCGUCCACUUUUACUCUUCCUUCCCUGGCUAGGCUCAAAGUCUCGAUCCCAUGAAAAGUAUAUUCAGCUGUACUUUAAAUUGGGGUUUGAUGUGCUAGUGGCAGAGAGCUCAUUGUUACACUUUCUGUGGCCCAAAACAGGGCUGGAGUAUGCAGGACAGUUGGUAGAUCUACUGAUUGGAGAAAAGGAUCUUUGCUCUCGCAGACUUUAUCUCCAUGCAAUAUCCAUUGGAGGCUAUUUGUUUGCACAGAUGUUGGUGUGUUCAUCCAAGGAACAGCGGACUAUGCUGGAGAGGAUAUAUGGCCAGGUAUUCGACAGCCUUGUGAUCGGCAGUAUGGAAAAGAUGGCGACAGGUGUAGCUCGCAUGAUCACCUUCCCUCUUCUGGAGCCACUGGUGAUACGUGGAACACUACUUUACUUCUCUCUCCUAAAAGCCCAAACUGCAGACUACUAUGAAAGGGGAAUUCAAACCUUUUGGGACAAGCCAAUACACUGCCCAGCACUCUUCUUCUACUGCAUGAAUGACCCAAUGAGUGAUCAUGCAACGGUGGAAAAGGUCAUGCAGGACUGGGAGAAACAUGGGCUCAAAGUGCAGGGCAAGAAAUGGGAGGAUUCUGUGCACGCAGGACAUCUACGUAGACACACUCAGGAGUACACCAACACACUGACCAGUUUCCUCCAUAGUCUGCUGACCAAUGUCCCUAAAAGCAGACUCUAGAAGGACUAAACAGUCCCACCACAUUGGUAACUUUAUGAAAAGAGCUGGAAAGCUGUAUAUGAUUAAACUGGAAGCAUACUAUGCAGUGCUUUACAUAAACUUUUUAUAUAUCUUUAAGUAAAACCAUUUUGUCCUACAGAUGGAGCCUUGCUCAUCUAGCCUUCUCUGUUGCAACAAGGUUUAUUAGCAUAAGCCUUUCAUCUAUUGGUCUCAGCUGCAAUACAAUACAGAGAGAACAAUACAGCAGGGGAUUAACUCCGACAGCACUGGCUCAAUUAAUCCUAUUAAAGGGAUAGAGGAGCAGGGCUCCAUCUGUAUAUCAGCGCUCAUCUCCCUUUGUAUUGUUUCAGGAAUGUUUUACUCAUUAUAUCAGUGCCUUCCUCAGUGGAACUCUGGAAGAUAUGCACUAGAAUGUCCUUGGACUGUAGGAGGACAUUAGAGCAUCCUGAAGAAACCCACAUGAACCCAUAGAGCAGAGAUUUUAAAAAACGAUCCUCAAGGUACCCAAACGGUCCAGGUUUUAGGUAUAUUCAUGGCUCAGCACAGAAGGUUAAAUCAAAUUGACUGAGGUGCUAAUUUAGUCACCAGUGGCCAAGCAUGGAUGAGCUUAAAACCUGGACUCUUGGGGUGCCUUGAGGACCAUGCUCUAGAACCUCUGCCAUAGAGAAAAAAUGUUCCAAUAUGCUUCUGCUGUACCUUGGACCUUUUUAUAGAUUACUGCCUAAAGUGGGGAUGCAUACUGCUUUAUUGCAUUGAAUGAUCCAUAUGCUUGAGUACUCUAUAUUUCCUGCUAACUUGAUUUUAUAAAUUACUACAUUUAAAAUCUGAAAUACAUUCAAAUUAUUUUAGUUAAUAGCUUGAUCACUAUUUUAACAAAAAUAUUUUUUUACACUCCAGCUGUAAAUAAAGAGUGACUCUGUGGAUACUAAACUAUAAAAUGCCAACAUACUAUUCAACUAUU